Messenger RNA from Thunnus maccoyii (southern bluefin tuna), 4153 nucleotides. RefSeq names its product muscarinic acetylcholine receptor M1-like. Gene Ontology annotation, biological process: adenylate cyclase-activating adrenergic receptor signaling pathway. The coding region runs from base 324 to 2153 and encodes 609 amino acids. Gene Ontology annotation, cellular component: plasma membrane. Lineage: Eukaryota; Metazoa; Chordata; Actinopteri; Scombriformes; Scombridae. The transcript is spliced from 6 exons. The record is from RefSeq and is a predicted model, not a curated record. Gene Ontology annotation, molecular function: G protein-coupled acetylcholine receptor activity.
CUCAGAACAUAACCUGCUCUGGACCAGGUUAAGUUUGCAGUAUAAGUUACCAUGGUGAUCUAGCCAAGUUAAAAGUGAGCUACAUUCGUGACAUUGAAAACCCUGGCUUUAGGCUCAACAUACCUCUCUAACCCACUGAUCUCGCUUCGUAGUACACCCCUCUGCUCUGUGUGUUAUCUGCUACCUGUGUUUGGACCUGCUGGUUGUUUAUGACCUGCCUGCCUGUCUUGCCCCUUUGGACUUGUUUGCCUGAUUUGGGCUGCCUUCCUGUUGACAACCUGUGAGCUGUUCCUGACAUUUGCCUUGAACGUCCAUUGGUCAUCAUGAACUUGACCUCCAGCUCUGAUCCUAUCCACUUCUUCACCAACAAUACUCCUGGUAUGAGAGACCAGCCUGAUCCUGCCAUCACAGCUGAGCCUGCCAUUUUAGGUGGCUCUUUUCCAGAGCUGGCCAUGUUAUCUGACAGUGUUGUUGGGUGGAAGCAGUAUAACGUGAGUCAUGUCUCAAGGCAAGGAGGAAACUUCACUGAAUCACCAGUUAACAGGACAUUAAUGUUGCCAGCAGAGGAGUUUGAUCCAUUAGGAGGACACACAGUCUGGCAGGUUAUCAUAAUUGUCUUCCUCACUGGAUCACUUUCUCUUGUCACUGUCAUUGGCAACAUCCUGGUGCUGGUGUCAUUCAAGAUCAAUAAGGCACUGAAGACGGUGAACAACUACUACCUGCUUAGCUUGGCAUUUGCUGACCUGACCAUUGGCACACUGUCUAUGAACUUGUACACCACCUACAUCAUCAUGGACCAGUGGGCUCUGGGGCCAGUGGUCUGUGACUUAUGGCUUGCAAUAGACUACGUAGCCAGUAACGCUUCAGUUAUGAACCUGCUUGUCAUCAGCUUUGACAGGUAUUUCUCUGUGACAAGACCUUUGACCUACAGGGCCAAGCGUACAACAAAGCGGGCCAUGACCAUGAUUGGUUUAGCCUGGUCCAUCUCUUUCAUUCUCUGGGCUCCAGCCAUCCUAUUCUGGCAGUACAUUGUGGGUGAACGGACAGUCCAACCAAAUGAGUGCUACAUCCAGUUUUUGUCUGAGCCAAUUAUUACCUUCUGCACUGCUAUCGCUGCCUUCUACUUGCCAGUGACUAUAAUGGCCUUCCUGUUUUGGAAGAUCUAUCAGGAGACAGAGAAACGUGCAAAAGAUAUACAGGGUCUAAAGGGAUCUGGGUCAGGCAAGUGCCAAAGUCAGGCUCAAAAUCAAGGGACUGGCAGUAGAAGAGCUGGUGGAGAAAGUGCGACUAACAACCAGAGAGAUUCGUCAGUCAUGAAGCGCCAGAUGAGCUCCCAAAGCUGCAGCAGUUAUGAACUAAGUCAGCUGCCUUCUGAGAACAACAACCAGGACAAUGCCAGCACACCAGGAGGAAUAGGAAACAGAGGGAGAUGUGGUGCGUUUUUCUUCCAGUUUUCUUCAAUGCUACCAGAUCGCCAUGCAUCCAAGAGGUCUGUCAAUACCACGACAACUGUGGGCGAGGCAGAGCAGAGCAGCUGUGACAGUUUGAAUAACAAUGAAGCUUGUGCCUCUGGGGACCAGUCAGGUUCAGAGGAGGAAGCUCAUGGUGCAGACCCAUCAAGGCCUCCAACAGAUGGUAAGAAACAUAGAAAGGUGAAGAAAAGCGAAGACAAACAGCCAUCAUCAUCCAUCAGAAGUCAAAGAGGGUCGCAAUCAAACUGUGUCUCCUCAUCGCCUGCUGACCAGUCACCUGCAGCCAUCACCAUGAAAGAUGCAGCAAUGGCUAAACGCUUUGCCUCUAAGGCCAAGACAGAGAUCAACAAGCGCAAGAAUGAAAAAAAGGCAAAUGAGAAGAAAGCAGCACGGACACUCAGCGCCAUCCUGUUUGCCUUCAUCACGACUUGGUUACCAUAUAAUAUCAUGGUGUUAGUCAACACUUUCUGUCAGGACUGUAUCCCUCAAACUCUAUGGGCACUGGGUUACUGGUUGUGUUAUGUGAACAGCACAGUCAACCCCAUGUGCUACGCCUUGUGUAACAAGACCUUCCGAACAACUUUCAGGGAUAUUUUGAUGUGCCAGUGGAAUCAAAAGAAGAACAAGCCUCACUUCCAUCAGAGGAAGGCUGUGGCUUUCCAGAAGAAAGACCCAAUGUAGAGUAGAGUGGCAAAUUUUUUAAUGGAUCUGCGUUUAAGGAUGCAUUUCCUGAUCCAUUUUCAGAGUUGAAAUGCAGCAUACAUUUUCAGGGAAAAGAUACUGAACUGAAUUUUUCCUAACCCAAACUUGUUGUGGUCUGACAGGAAGUGUUGCCAUAGCAGGCUGGUAUGUUAGCCCUUCCAUGAUAUCUUGACAGCCACUGGCUAGAUUUGUGGCAAAUUGGUGAGUGGUCCCAGAGGAUAAUUCCUAAUAAUUUGACAAAGCCCCUCAACUCACAUUUUCACAUUGGCCACAAUUUUGACCAAUGUCACCAUAGCUCAGAAGGCACCUGCUGGAUUUCCAUGUUUGCAAUGUUGUGGAUAUUAAUCCACAGAGGAUGAAUUACAAUGUUUUUGGUAGCCUCCAUGGCCCUUACUCUGGUACCACUCUCAGGACAGACUUUACAUUUAUACCCCAAUACUGAGAACAAACAGAAAGAUUUUCAGAAUGUAAUUUGUUCUAACACUUUGUAUUGUGAGUUUUAAUCAACAAUGCAGCCUUGAGGAAUCACUAGCAGGGCUUCAAACUUUUCAGAUGCAAAUCUAAGCAGAGAUGUAUUUAAUUAUUUUCUGCUGGAGCAUUAGUGCAGAAUAAUGAUAGUUUGGUGUGUUUUAGGAAUUAGGAAGAAAGAAAUUUUGUAGGUGAAAUGACUUGAAGGAUGUAUGAGCCUUUUAGGAUUAUUUGUCAAAAUAAAAGCAACCCAGCUUUUUAAUUGUUUUUAAUACUGAUGUUACCAGGACAGUUUAGAGCUCAGUUUAAAUAUGCCAGUUUUGUUUUUCACUGAGUCUUUUUAAAAAAGAUUUUAAGUAGGGUGUUAAAAUUUCACAGACAUAGUUCCAUGUGUUGAAAAAAAACAGUACAACACAUGAUUUUUUUUUUUGUAAUGACAUCAUGGUUAUUGAACUAGCAGGCAUAUUUUAUUUUUCAUAUACAUAGAAUACAUUAAUGAAAGAUCUGAUAGCUAGUUUACAGUCCACUGAAAUAUUGCUUUGACAUAAAUGAUAACCUGGAUGUCAGCAAUGACAAACACUCAGUUUCAAAUUCAUUAGGUACACCUAGAUUGAGAUAUAUUUUAAAAUCUGUCUUGUAGGACCCUGUUAUGACCUACAAUCUUUUGUCAUCUGAUUCAUAUUCAGUUCACAGGCUGUGGUUUGGACACUUAGAAUAAACAAAAUCAGUAAUAUAAUAAAGAUAGUUCAAGUAUGGAUUCCAGUUGAUACCUUGGUUGAGUCAGGCAAUCUGUACUGAUUUUUAUUCAGCAUUGUAGUGUUUAUAUGAAGCUGCUCACAAGCUGUGUAUUGUCAGCUAAAAAAAUGUAACACAGUGUGACACUGACCAAACCCUUACAUUUGUGGAAAUACUAACACUGAACACUGUAAUAAUGUGAAGACACAUGCUCAGUGCACAUUUGGAAAACAACAUUAUAGCAUCCACUUCCAGCCUGUUAAAUUACAGUGCAUAUUGGCAGGACCAUGUUCAGUGCAACAGCAGUGAAUUGGAUUGUGUACAAAAUCAGUCAAAGCAAAUCAUGAGAUGCCUGUGGAAGGGAAGCAGUCUGCAUGAUGGCAUUUCUUUGAAUACUAAAUGUUAUGUUCCUGUUUGAAAGUAUUGCAUAUUCACAACAUUGUUUACUCCACUGUAUUAUGUAGUCCACAAAAAGGGAUACGGUAUUGUGUAUUGCACAUCAUGGUGGUCAACUUAGAUUGUACUAUGAGUAAACCAUAACAUAGCUAUUAUAAACAAGCUUUAUUCUAGGUGAAUUGUCUUCAGUGUGAGUGAUUUGACUACUUAAGAAACUGUCUGCUUUUUCUGUUUCCACAGAACGAAUGGACUCUCUCUGUAGAUCAAGCAAAAAAGCAGCCCUGAAUUUUUCAUAGAAUUGAAGUUUUAUACAUCCACAGAUUGAUCCACAGUUUUGAAUCUGAUUUACAAAGAAAGUCUUAUGCAAUAGAGACCACAAG